AUGGCAUGGGAGGAGGAUCGAGUGGUGGGUCUUCAGGAUCAAAGAGCAUCAUGGGAGGUGGAAGCAGUGGGGGAUCAUCCGGAUGCUGUAGUGGAGGAUCCAGUGGUGGGUCUUCAGGAGGCAAGAUCAUCAUUGGUGGUGGAGGUAGUGGAGGUUCCUCUGGAUGCUGCAGUGGAGGAUCCAGCUAUGGCAUGGGAGGAGGAUCGAGUGGUGGGUCUUCAGGAACAAAGAUCAUCAUUGGUGGUGGAGGUAGUGGAGGUUCCUCUGGAUGCUGCAGUGGAGGAUCCAGCUAUGGCAUGGGAGGAGGAUCGAGUGAUUUAUCACUGCCUCCGGAGGAGAUGCCCCCGGCGGAACAGGGGCUACAGCGAUGAGAUUUCCUCACACCACAGAGGACACUGCAGUAGCGGUGGGAGUUUCCCAACCCUCCAGGGACAUGGUUCCUUCUUCUGUGGUGGGGACGGCUCAGUCACCUACAGCUGCAGCCGGGGACCUUCAUUCUGCCAGCCCAUGCCAAGAUCAUCCACCUACAGCAUUGAAGGGGGGUACAGAUGUGGCGGUGAGGGAUCUGUUGCAAUAAGCAGUGGUGAUAGCGGGGGAACGUCUCGCUGGGGCAUUGCAGGGGGGACAGUCCCAGUCUACGGCCCAGGGAGCGCAAUAGGGUGCGGCAGUGAGGACAUCAUUGAGAGCUCUGGGGGUGGUGGAGGAUCCAGCUGCCACAGUGGGAAAUUGGGCAUCACUGAGGGAGGAGGCUCCAGAUACGGAUACGAUGCGUCACCGAGAGAAAAGGCCUUAACAACAUAUGGGGGCAGUGGUGGGUCAGGCUCCUACAUCGGAGGAUCGGGCUAUGGCAUGGGGGGAUGCUCAGGCCCAGAGCUCAGCUCUGGAGGUGGUGGGUUCUCCCAGGCCAUGCAGCAGAAAUGCCCCGUGGUCGUCCCCACCGUGGAGACCCAGCAGAGCAAGCAGACCAGCCACUGGCCUCCCAGCCAGAAGAAGUGA
Molecule: messenger RNA, 996 nt
Organism: Charadrius vociferus (killdeer)
Lineage: Eukaryota; Metazoa; Chordata; Aves; Charadriiformes; Charadriidae
Product: loricrin-like
Exons: 2
Coding region: 1-996 (331 amino acids)
Source: RefSeq, a predicted model, not a curated record